AUGAGAGCAGUUGCACUCAGACCGCAGGUGGCAGAGGAGGGAAGGGCCAUUGAGGAGGAGGGGGAGGGGAUGGAGCAAGGGACACUGCAACAGAUGGAGAAUGGGGAUCACAACGAGGAAGCUGCCACCAGCUACCAUGCCAACCAUCCUGCAUCUGCAACGCCAUCCAGGGAGGCGCCAUCCAGGGAGGCGCCAUCCGCUGCAAGCAGUCAUGCUGCUCCUCCUGCUGCUACAGCCAUUCGGACCACAGCUGCUACAGCUGUUCGUGCUACAGCCGUUGGUGGACCUGCGUCGUCCUCCCGUACCUGUCGAUCUGCUGCACCAACUGCCCAGCAUGUCAACACCUCCCCAG
Closterium sp. Naga37s-1 is the source of this 352-nucleotide messenger RNA. The record is from the annotation of a GenBank genome assembly. Lineage: Eukaryota; Viridiplantae; Streptophyta; Zygnematophyceae; Desmidiales; Closteriaceae.